UAAGUCCGCUCGCGCGCUUAUCAAACUAGAGCGGAACUAAAGUUCACGGGUUGGCUUUCCGCCGGGACAUUAUUUCCUGAAGCUCUGUUUCCAAGCCUUUUGUGUUCCAGGCAAAUCAUUUCUUCGGGUUGAGCGGCUGCUGGGAUCGCGAGUGUCAACUUUGAGGCCAUGGGUGACGAGACGAUACUCAAGACUUUGCUCUAUACCGUCAAUUCCCUCUUGCAGCAGCGGAGACACCAGGCUGCGCUGGCGGUACUCAAGGGCUUCCGCAACGGAGCGGUUUAUGGAGUGAAAAUCCGCGCCCCUCAUGCUUUGGUAAUGACAUUUCUCUUCAAAAGUGGAAGCCUAAUGGAGAAAUUGAAAGCAAUUGUUCAAGCCACCUACAUUCAUUCCAAAAAUCUGGCCUGUUUUGUAUUCACUUAUAAGGGUUUGAUGGCUGUGCAGUCACGAAUGCAGGGAAAGAAGAUUCCAUUUCAGUCUUUCCUGGCAGCCUGCAUUGCGGGCUGGUUGUUGUUUGGGGAAAAUAAUAAUAUUAACAGCCAGAUAAAUAUGUAUUUAUUAUCUCGUAUCCUGUUUGGCUUGUCUCGAUUGGCAGUGGAGAAAGGUUAUAUCCCACAGCCCAAACAAGAUCCCUUCCCACUUUUUGCUGCUGUGGUUUGGGGGAUUGUUCUUUGGCUCUUUGAGUAUCACCGGCACACUCUACAACCAUCACUACAAUCAUCCAUGACCUACCUGUAUGAUGACAGUAAUGUUUGGCAUGAUAUUUCUGACUUCCUUGUAUAUAACAAAAGACCUACUACCAAAUAAUCCUGACAACGAUUUGGAUAAUGACACAUUCCAAUGGUAGUUAAAAAGACGUAUAUCUGAACAUCCUUUACUGAAUGUUUACUUGUAUUAACAUUGGAUAUGAAUGUCUACUUGAAGUCUAUCCACAAUGUUUGGUGUAGAUUGCUUAUUUCUACUGAUUAGAGCUUGAAAAGGGGGCAUUUUAUAAGCAAAAUGGUUUGUUCCUCUUUUCUGCAAGACACCCAGUUUCCCUUUCUAUGCUAACAGCUGAGGAAAAUAUAAAAAUGUAAAUGCAUUGUUUUAAAAUCAAGAAAAAUACAUUGAAUAUAUAAAGUUAAAGUAUCAGAUGAUAUGAGUAACUUUUCUGCAAUUUAUGUGCACAAAGUCACCUACAAUUUCCUUAGUAAGCAACAAAUGAAAUAACUAAAUUCUCUGCAUGGUGGAUAUCAUUUGACAAUGAUCUUGGUCUGCAAAUACGGUACUUCCGUUUUGUUUAUCCAUGCCUCUUUCCUAGAUUAUAAGGGCAGAUAACAGCAUCAAGCCAAUUUUAAAGGUUGUUUUUUUUUUAAUUAAUAGGCUCGUUUUUAAUCCAAUUACAUAAAUAUGACACAGGAAUUGGUUUUGUUUUUUUUUAAGUACACCAUCUUACAAAACACUUAAGAUUUGGUAACUUACAAACAGAUGAAAGUAAGGUCUUGUUUCUUGGGAUCAUAAAACAAAAGAAGAAAGUAGAUAGCAGGGUGAACAUAGGAGUGCUGUCAAACAGGUUAAUCUUGCAAUAUCCUGCAUUAUGGUGGGGGGAAGAAAGGGGUAAAUACCAAAAAAACUUUUCCUUGAUUGAAACUCUUCCAGAUGGAAAAUAACGCAACCAUACAUAGCUAGAACUAUUGUUGCAGUUGUCAUGGUCUGAUCAUAGAGCCAACAGGUAGACUUUUGUUUAGCAAUCUACCAAAAGUGCCAAAUGACUACUAGAUUUUAUCUCAUUGUUUUAUUAAUGAAUGCAGAUAACUGUGGAUUGCAUUUUUUGAAAUAUUUAUAAUCUAAUCAUGUGGACUGGCUAAAACAGGUUUUCCUUGGUCCAGUGUUGGACAGAUGUACAGAAAAAGAAAUGUGGAUUUCUUAUUUUAAAAGAACAAGAAAUGGGACUUAUAGAUGAAAUGGAGGAUCUUGCAAAAUUAAUUUUCAUAGAAAACUUAGAUCUUCCUAAAAUGUUAAUUUUUUUUUAAUUUCAUCUUUUUAUAUCAGCAUGAAUACUACACUGGGUCACCUCAUGCAUACAAACACACACACACACACACACUAUUGCUUCUACUACUACUAAAGAGGUAUGGUUUAUGAAUUAAAAUGUCUGUUAUCCUAAUCUCAUUUUAGAAUAGUCUUUUUCAAUACAAUGAAUCUAUAAUGAAGAUUCUGUGUCUAAACUCAAAUACUUGAAGCAGCUCUUUUUAGUUGGAGGAAGCAAAUGUACUUUUGUAUGUGCUGGAGGGUUAAUUGAAACAAGAUGGUUAAUAGGAAAACUCUGGUUAAAAAUAAAACAAGACUGAUCAUAAAGCACUUAAAAUUUUAGUGUAUUGGUUAGGCUGUUGUCACUGAAUUCCAAUUUAUCAUUGUAAACUUGCUAAUGGUGAUUAAUAUAAUAUAUUUGAGAGCCAAUGAAGUUUCGUAUUUAAUUUAUAGGACUAUAACAUUGCUGUGGUUUGGUAAUUGUUUUAUCAUAUCUGUAUUUAGUUUCCUUGUUUGAUAUAUAUAUUAUCUUGUACCAAGUGUCUGUUCUCAUCAGAUUAUCUGUGGAAAUCUGUUUUAUUUUCUCCUUUCUGAAUUCCUCCAAUACAAAUAUUUGAAAGCCAUCAUGGCCACCCUACCAAAGUUGCUGUCACAUCAUGUUAUAUGUUCAAAGGAAUAAAUACCAAUCAGCUUCUGAA
This is a messenger RNA of Python bivittatus (Burmese python), 2708 nucleotides long. It is a transcript of the gene PXMP4, whose product is annotated as peroxisomal membrane protein 4. The record is from RefSeq and is a predicted model, not a curated record. NCBI's taxonomy places the organism in Eukaryota, Metazoa, Chordata, Lepidosauria, Squamata, Pythonidae. Gene Ontology annotation, cellular component: peroxisomal membrane.